GACACAUGAAGUAAACCCCCCAAAAGAACCAGCCUUCUGAAGAGAUGUUCCUCGCUGCGUCUCAGACAUCAAACCUCCACUCUCUCCCCCUCCUCUUCUUCUCAGGCAGGAGCAGGAGCCAUAGAACCCUGUCCAAGUCUAUCUUCCGACCAUCCGUUCCUCGCCGGACGUCGGCGAGAUGUGGCCAGACUUGUUGUGCACUGACUGCAGUCCCACCCACCACGUCGGUGGGUUCAGAGGCCGCAGUUCCAUCAGCGACGUCUGCAGGAUCCAUGGCUGCCAAGGCAGUUGUCACGGUUAAGUUGACGGUUGGAGGGUUUUUUGAAAAUUUCAGGCUUACUCGUGCAGUCGACGACAUUAACGACAUGAUCGGAAAAACGCUAGUCCUCGGGCUCGUUAGCACGGAGCUUGAUCCAAGUACUGGGCUGGAGAAGGAUGCUAUAGAGGCCUAUGCUAGAAGAGUGAACCAAAAGGGGGAUGAGGUCAAGUAUGAGGUGAACUUUUCAAUCCCUGAAGACUUUGGUGAUAUUGGAGGAAUUUUGGUGAUGAACAAGCAGCAUAAGGAAAUGUUCAUCAGAGACAUUACCCUUGUGGUUGGUCAUGCUACUGUUACCGUACAUUGCAACUCCUGGGUGCAUGCUCUCUCAGAUAGCCCUGAAAAGAGGAUAUUUUUCACCGAGACGUGCUUGCCGAACCAGACGCCAAGUGGCGUUCAAAGGUUGAGGAAGAAAGAACUUAAGACCCUACGUGGAAAUGCCCAAGGGAAGCGGAAGAGAUUUGAGAGGAUCUACGACUACGACACAUACAAUGAUCUAGGAUGCCCUGACCAGGGCGAUGAGAAGGCAAGGCCAGUUCUUGGGGGCAAGCAGCAUCCUUACCCUAGACGUUGUCGGACUGGGCGACCUCCGACCAAAAAAGACCCUUUGUCCGAAACAAGGAGCGAUGUUGUGUACGUUCCAAGGGAUGAAGCCCUAUCCGAAGUGAAACAGAUGACAAUUACGGCCAAGACUUUGAACUCAGCUUUGGAUGCCGUGUUUCCUUUUGUUGGGACAGUUUUCAUCAACACCAUGCUCAUGGUUUUAAACCUCAUGGGAAAAGAUACAGCUUCUAACAAGCCUACCUCCUCGCAGUUCUCAGAAGAGUUGGACUUCUCUCAAACCACCUUGACGAAACUGAUGAAAUCUAUAGCUGAUGGAUGUGGCCGCGUAAGGCAUGAUUCAAGAACAAAAGACAAAUUGACUUGGUGCAGAGAUGAAGAGUUUGCUCGACGAACCCUAGCAGGCCUCAACCCAUUUGGCAUCCAGCUACUUAAGGAACUUCCACUGGUUAGCAAACUGGACCCUGAGCUCUACGGUCCCCCGGAAUCUGCCAUCACCAAAGAACUUGUUGAGAGAGAGAUUAAAAUGAGCAUAGAAGAGGCUCUUGAAGAAAAGAGGCUCUUCAUCUUGGACUACCAUGAUUUGUUGUUACCAUACGUGCACAAGGUCAGGGAGCUGGAGGGCACGACAUUGUAUGGGUCUCGCACGCUCUUCUUUCUGAUGGAGGAUGCCACGCUGAGGCCCGUUGCCAUCGAGCUUACACGUCCGGCCUCCCCCACGAAGCCCCAGUGGAAGCGAGUCUUCACACGGAGUUGGGAUUCCACCGGGGCUUGGCUGUGGACGCUCGCCAAAGCUCAUGUCUGUGCUCAUGAUUCCGGCUAUCACCAGCUUAUUGCCCACUGGCUACGAGGUCACUGCUGCACCGAGCCUUACAUCAUCGCUGCUAACCGUCAACUCAGCGUGAUGCACCCCAUACACCAACUGUUGCGCCCCCAUUUCCGCUACACAUUGGAGAUCAAUGCCAUCGCCCGCAAGAACCUCAUCUGUGCCGGCGGACUCAUCGAGUCGUGCUUCUCUCCUGGCAAGUACUCAAUGGAGCUGAGCUCCUUUGCUUAUGACCAGCUUUGGCGCUUCGACAUGGAUGCCUUGCCUGCUGACCUGAUUCGGAGGGGAAUGGCCGUUGAGGAUCCAGCAGCAGAGCAUGGCCUGAGGCUCACAAUCGAGGACUAUCCAUUUGCCAGCGAUGGCCUUCUUAUCUGGUCUGCCAUCAAGCAGUGGGUCCAAGAUUAUGUCUCGCACUACUACCCGGACCCGGCCCACGUCCUGGACGACUAUGAGCUCCAAGGAUGGUGGACCGAGGUCCGAACUAAGGGCCAUGAGGACAAGAAGGACGAGCCAUGGUGGCCUAUCCUGAACAGCCCAGAGAACUUAGCGCAAGUCCUGACCACGAUCAUUUGGGUCGCUUCCGCCCACCACGCGGCCGUCAACUUUGGGCUGUCACAGUACGUGGGCAACAUCCCCCACCGGCCCACAAUAGCCCGCACGACGAUGCCAGUGGAGGACGAGCCGGAGGGCGAAGCGGCUCGGUUCUGGGAUGACCCCGAGGCCGCACUUUUGGAGUGCCUCCCGAGCCCGGUGCAAGCCACUCAGGUCAUGGCGUGGUUGGACGUGCUAUCGAGCCACGCCUCCGACGAAGAAUACCUGGGCGGGGACCUGGAGCUGGGCUGGGCCAAGGACCCGAUGGUGAGGACGGCGUAUGAAAAGUUCCAUAGAAGGCUCAAGGAGGUUGAGGGUAUUAUCGACGAGAGGAACAGAGAUACAAGGCUGAAGAAUAGGUGUGGGGCGGGCAUCGCGCCAUAUGAGAUAUUAAAGCCAUUCUCCAGGCCCGGGGUCACAGGGAUGGGGAUUCCUAACAGCAUAUCCAUUUGAAAAAGUGGUACCGGUUGAUCCAUAAUGGGGGACAAGAUCUGCUGAUUGACAUAUUUGGUUGCGCAACAUUGAAAAUGAUGGGUGCACACUAAUCAUGUGUUUUCGUCUUAGUGCACCAGCUGUGUAGGUGUUCUGACCUACAUACCAAUUUUUUUUAUAGGUUAGCUGUUAGGACGAAGCAACUAAAUAAACAUAUUCUCAUUUGUAAAUUUCUUCAUGGGUGCGUAAUUUGUCUCUGUUAGCGACAACGCAGAAAGAUCUAUUUGGUAAUAU
This is a messenger RNA of Elaeis guineensis (African oil palm), 3020 nucleotides long. RefSeq names its product probable lipoxygenase 8, chloroplastic. The record is from RefSeq and is a predicted model, not a curated record. Lineage: Eukaryota; Viridiplantae; Streptophyta; Magnoliopsida; Arecales; Arecaceae. Gene Ontology annotation, biological process: lipid oxidation. Gene Ontology annotation, molecular function: protein binding; oxidoreductase activity, acting on single donors with incorporation of molecular oxygen, incorporation of two atoms of oxygen; metal ion binding.